AGUUGAUUGGCCCUCCUGAAACAUGACCAAGGUUGAUGUCGACAAACCCUCCGCCAUUCGACCACUUCAUGACGAGGUGGCUUCUCGUUACAAGGAGUUGGUGCGGCGAGAGCAGGCUUUGGCUGCACGAGAAAAGCUAGCCGCAGAAGUUUGUCAAGCACAGGAGGAGAGAGAACAAGAUUUGGAAGAGUUUGCUGUGCGAUUGCAGCAGCAGGAGGAGGCGCUUCGGAAGUUGGAAGUGCAAGUGGCAAAAGAAAAGCAGGAAGCCGCGCGAGAAUCCUUAGUCGCCAAGCCGGGCGAGGGCCGACAAACACAUGAAGAAACUGCAGGUCUGAGAUUGAGCGAGCGGGCAGGCCGGGUGGCGAACCGCGAGAAACGCCUUGCUGAAGACGAAGCGGCUUUGUUGCGACGAGAGAACCGGAUUGCUGAAAAGGAAAAGAGGAUGGAGGGCCGUGAACGUGAUGUCAUGGAGGCAGAGGGCCGGAACAUGCGGGAAUUGGCAGCAAGGAGGCGGCAAGCAGAGUUGAGGGAGUUGCGUGUGGCUGACUUGGAGAGCCGGCUGGCAGAGGCGUGGCGUUUUCGCUCUAUGCCCAAACCAGGUCAAGAAGCAGUUCUUCAGGGAAGUCCACUGACGAGUAGCAUAACUCCGACUUCCAGGAGGACACUGGCCUGCGAGAUGUCCAUGGUGGGCCCCGGUGAGGAGCUCACUCAGACCCUUCCCAAGAUGCCAAGUCAAGAGGAAGGCCAUCGAGUGAAUCCAAAGGUGGUGCGCUUCGUGGAGCAACGCGCUUCAGCACUGGCACCGCCCGCAUCCUGGGAGAGGCUUCAUACUUCCUGGAGUCCUAGGUUUUACACUUAGGCUGGCGAGUGACAGGCCACAAAUCAGUACGGUACGCAAUAUCCCCCGUGUGUGUGUGAGUGUGUGAGUGAGAGGCCGCCGAACGCUGACCCGGACGAGCACACGCCGCAGAACGGCGGGGCCGGCCGACCAAGACUGACAGCUCGAAAGCGUGUAGCUGUCGAAGUCAAGCCCGAGGAGCCGAAAGAUGAGAAGUGGUAUUCGUCCACUCUGCGGCGGCUCACUCGUUGUGGAAGUUGAGUCCAGGGCGACGACCAGUUAGCACAGGGGAGACGCCUGUGGAUCCUGCACUUCCAGAAUUCACUUUUCGUUGUUUGAGUUGUUGAUCACCAAUCAAUUUGUGGAAUUCGUUUGAGCAGGCCAUCGGAAAAUCCGACGGAUGACGUCGCCUUUGCUCGUUGGCAGUUUGCAUUGCUGAUGGCUGAACAUGCUCUGAAUUCGCUCGCUUGUUUCAUCGUGGAAUCUUGGAAUCUAGGGGAAAGGGGGAAGGGAACGAGUCAAGGGGAAGACCUUUGCGAAAAGAUUGCGAAAAGAGAUCCAAGGCUGCCAAGAAGGCAAAGUUGGACUGCGUGACCUUUGGUUAAAGAACCGGCUUCUUCCCUUGCAAAGCUCCCGACAGCGCGUUUUUUUGACGCAUCGAUCUGCGAUGAAAGAAACGGCCUGCGGAAAAAGAAGAGAGCGGAAGCCGAGGCCGGUCUGAAGCUUGGCCGUGCAGCCAUCCAAGUUCUAAUCCGUGCUUCGCUGCCUUUUUCCAGAGGGACAGCGGCCGGGAGAUGUCUG
Molecule: messenger RNA, 1639 nt
Organism: Durusdinium trenchii
Lineage: Eukaryota; Dinophyceae; Suessiales; Symbiodiniaceae
Source: the annotation of a GenBank genome assembly